AAUCAUCUUGUCAUCCAUAUAAAAAUUGUUGGCGACAUCUCAAGAUGGUUCAAUUGUCAUCCUCAAAAAAUGGUAGAAAUAAAUUCGCUUGUUAGCAAUCAACCGAGGUUCAACCACUGCUUGAAUCGAUCAUUUGAGCUCCGAUAUUUAAACGCCACUUCGUUUUCACAUUCAAAAUUUGUUUGCUUGAGUGAAUUAAAUUCGAAGAUAGGCUUAUCAAAGGUUGGAUUGGUUAAAAAAACUGGUUUGAGCAGCAAAGAGAAGAAGACAAGUUUAAGAAUGUCUGGCCAUGAAGCUUUUGUUAAGGACUCCGUUGAGUUUCCUUCUGUCUCGGCGGUUGACAAAUUUGAAGCCACGCUCAAUAGCCAGACCAAGUGGCUCGUAAAUAUAUAUUUUCUUGCUGUUCUUCUUUGGAGAAAUGAUGCUGAAUCCUUGUGGGCUGCAACGGGGUCCGUUAUUAAUUUUGUAAUAUGUUUAACACUGAAGAAGACACUCAAUCAACGGAGACCUAUUACGACGAUGAAAUAUGACCCUGGGAUGCCAUCUGCACAUGCUCAAUGCAUCUUCUACAUUUCUCUGAUUUCUAUUUUCUCAAUUAUAGAAAAGCUUGGAGUGAAUGAAUUUACAAUGAUGAUUACAACAAUUUCCUUGGCAUGUGGCUCAUAUCUUUCAUGGUUACGAGUUUCACAACAGUUUCAUACAAGGAGCCAAGUGGUUAUUGGUGCUACUAUUGGCUGCACCUUUUCCAUAAUAUGGUCUUGGUUAUGGCAUGCUAUUGUUUAUGAAGCUUUUGUUUCCUAUUAUUGGGUUCGUACUAGUGUUAUACUUGGAGCUGCUACCUUCUUCCUAGGCUUUAUAUCAUAUGUUGUUCGUCAUUCCAUUACUCAUCAAUAAAAUUAUUUCAUUA
Messenger RNA from Mercurialis annua (annual mercury), 907 nucleotides. Its product is annotated as lipid phosphate phosphatase epsilon 2, chloroplastic-like. Lineage: Eukaryota; Viridiplantae; Streptophyta; Magnoliopsida; Malpighiales; Euphorbiaceae. The transcript is spliced from 4 exons. Gene Ontology annotation, molecular function: dolichyldiphosphatase activity. Gene Ontology annotation, cellular component: endoplasmic reticulum membrane; intracellular membrane-bounded organelle. Bases 70 to 894 code for a protein of 274 amino acids. The record is from RefSeq and is a predicted model, not a curated record. Gene Ontology annotation, biological process: lipid biosynthetic process; protein N-linked glycosylation.